Messenger RNA from Nicotiana attenuata, 621 nucleotides. Its product is annotated as cysteine proteinase inhibitor 1-like. Gene Ontology annotation, molecular function: cysteine-type endopeptidase inhibitor activity. Lineage: Eukaryota; Viridiplantae; Streptophyta; Magnoliopsida; Solanales; Solanaceae. The transcript has a single exon. The record is from RefSeq and is a predicted model, not a curated record. The coding region runs from base 32 to 445 and encodes 137 amino acids.
UCCAUUCACUCUCCUCAAAAGAAAUAAAAAAAUGGCUCUCAAAUUUAAUUCCAUCCUUGGGUUUCUCUUAGCUCUGGUGAUUGCUACCGUUCUUUUCCAUGUCUCCGCCGCACAUGGCGGUCGGAGAGAGGUUUUGGCGGGAAGCUGGAGUCCCAUAAAAAACAUAACGGAUCCUGAGGUGGUGGAGAUAGGAAAAUUUGCGGUGAAUGAGCACAACAAAGAGGCGAAGACCAAGUUAGAGUUUGAGAAAAUAAUAAAGGGAGAGAGCCAAGUCAUUGCUGGAACAAAUUAUCGACUAGUCAUCGCCGCCAAGGACGGUGGUGAACCGCACCAAUACAUGGCAGAGGUGUGGGACAAGCCAUGGGAGAAAUAUAGGAACCUUACUUCAUUUAAGGAUUUACGAUGUAAUGAAGAAAAAGGAGAACAAAAUUGUCUUUUUGCUUAAGUUUAGUUGAUCAUAACGAUGUUAGAUCUGAAGGAAGCAUCUAAUCUGCAAAAAAAAUAUAAUGUAGUUUAGUGAAGAUAAUAAAAGCAAUCAUAUAUAUUGCAUGUCAUCUUUUUAUUUAAUGUUGUGUGAUCAUUUUCUUUAUGUUAUUUCUUGUUAGUCAUUUGAUUAGGUUA